Phalaenopsis equestris is the source of this 1586-nucleotide messenger RNA. RefSeq lists its product as uncharacterized. The record is from RefSeq and is a predicted model, not a curated record. Lineage: Eukaryota; Viridiplantae; Streptophyta; Magnoliopsida; Asparagales; Orchidaceae. The transcript has 5 exons. The coding region runs from base 358 to 1392 and encodes 344 amino acids. Gene Ontology annotation, cellular component: cytoplasm.
AGCUGUAUGAAUUUAAUAAUUUAAUGGCAUUUUACGGAAACGCAACAAAACGCAGUUUUCAGAUAAUCUGCGAAACAAAAGGCCGCACUUAUAAGCAGUGAGGCCCGAAGGGGCAAAAUUUCACCCAUUUCGAAGCUUUUACUCGUGAUCUUCCCGCAUUUCUCAUAUACCUACCCUGGUAUCGGAAUCCUGAUUCCCAGCUCGAUUAUUCUGACAUCAAGCAUGAAGAUUUUCUGGGCAUCUUCGGACUUCAGUUUAGUGCGGGUUUGUUGAGAAACUUGUUCCUUCUGCUGAUCUUGAGGCGCUCUGAAUGCAGGCUUUCUGUUUACAGACUGCACAGAGUAGUUCAAUGAAAUCAUGAACAACCACACAUUUGGGCCAGGAAGCCCCAAGCCCUCGCAUGCUUAUUCCAGAGGGGACAUUGAUUUGGAAUCUGGAAACUUUAGAAAACACAGAAAGCCAAAAAGUUCGGUGUCCAGAUUUAUCAGAAUGAUCAAAUCUAUUGGAAACCAAAUCAGCUUUUUCUAUAAGCUGCACUCCCUUGCAAUUUUUAUUGCCUCUUUAAUAUUUGGUGUGGCUGUGUUGAUUGUUCUGUCAAUGUAUGAAAAUAGUUUACGGUUGAUGAAGAACCAAAAUGACAAAUUAAGUUUAGCUUCUGAUUUUUAUCCUUUGAAGAAUUUGCAUAAUCUUGUUAUGGUAGCCGGACAUUCUAUUUACAUUAGUAGGAGCUGUGGAAAGUUUGAUAGGGAAGACUCAUGGUUCUUGGAGCCUUAUCAAAGAAAUCCAGGCCAAGCUUCUACUUUCGUUGCUCAUAUUAAGGAGGGAGUGGAGAUUGCAGCUCAAGAUGAGAGUGCUCUUCUUUUGUUUAGUGGUGGGGAAACUCGUAAAGAUGCUGGACCUCGGGGCGAGGCACAAAGUUACUGGGGUGUUGCAGAAGCAGAAGGGUGGUUUGGGAAAGAAAAUAAUGUGAAAAAUAGAGCACUCACAGAAGAGCAUGCAAGGGACAGCUUUGAGAAUCUUCUUUUUAGCGUUUGCCGAUUUCGAGAGCUUACUGGUUCUUAUCCUCGGAAUAUUACUGUUGUAAGCUACGAUUUCAAAAAAGAGAGGUUUUCCGGCCUGCACCGAUCUGCAAUCCGAUUCCCAGAAGAAAGAUUCAUCUUCUUCGGCACUCCAACGACUGCUGCUUCAAAGGACGCAGCCAUGGCGGGGGAAGCCAUUGUCAGAGCUCAGUUCCAGGUCGAUCCUUAUGGCUGUACAGGCUCUCUUCACUACAAGCGGCUGAAAAGGGAUCCAUUUCAUCGUUCUGUUCCCUAUCCUGGAGGUUGCCCUGAGCUGAAAGGCUUGUUCAGCUACUGUGGCCCUGCUAUUUUUACUGGCAAGCUUCCAUGGUGAUGACUAUUUGUAGCAUUAGGAGGCAAAGAAUAUUAAAGUUUGUGUUUAUGUAAAUGCAUAAGAAUUGUGUGGUAUGCAUGUCAAUGCUCCUAUAAUUAUUUAGGAUUUAUAGUGUCAUAUUAACUCAUAUACGUGUUAAGAGCACAAUUUUUAGAACAAUUUGGAUAUAAAUUUUGGCAUGAUUUAUCAAGUAA